Sycon ciliatum is the source of this 2006-nucleotide messenger RNA. Its product is annotated as phospholipid phosphatase 5-like. Bases 172 to 987 code for a protein of 271 amino acids. NCBI's taxonomy places the organism in Eukaryota, Metazoa, Porifera, Calcarea, Leucosolenida, Sycettidae. The transcript is spliced from 8 exons. The record is from RefSeq and is a predicted model, not a curated record. Gene Ontology annotation, biological process: phospholipid metabolic process. Gene Ontology annotation, molecular function: phosphatidate phosphatase activity.
UGAUGAUUGUAGAAAAUACGAAAUCACUUUCAAAAUAUUACCGGUAAUUGGAAGCAUAGAUAAUAUACCGGUAAUGCAAUAAUGGUGUUUUGAGUUCUCUGAAACACGUGCUGGACUUGUAGAUGUACCAGUAGAAACAGUAGUGCUGUGCAAUCACAUAGGAACUGCAUAAUGAUGGAUUCCAUGGCUGGAGAAAUUGCUGUCCUGUUCGUUUUGCUUGUUGCGUUUUGCUACCUGGAUGUCGUGGAACCAUUUCACCGAGAGAUACAUGCAGAAGAGCUAUGGCUGUACAAGAAUCCCCACAAGCCGGACACAUUCACAGCCAUGACCACUGUGGUUUUGAGUUUUACAGUGCCACCGAUUGUGAUGAUGGCGUGUUGUGCACUCCGUGGUCUCAGCGCGCCUGACCUUGUUCCUUCCGUAGUAGCUGUGAGCCUUUCAGGAUUGCUGACAACGGUCUUGAACAAUAUCCUAAAGCUGUUGAUUGGCAGGCCCCGUCCUGAUUUCUACCAUCGGUGCUUUCCACAUGGUACUGAUGACAUACCUAAAACCUCAUCCGGCAGCCUGAAACUGGACUGCACUGGUGAUCCGCUUUUGCUCCGAGACGGCCGCAAGAGCUUUCCUAGUGGUCAUUCUGCCUUAUCCUGCUCAACAUUUGUUUUCCUUUCCCUGUACUUGGUUGGACAACUUGGUAUCCUCCUGCCAAGAGGUCGCGGUCAGUCCUGGAGGUUGUUGUUGACGAUCGCACCCAGCCUGUUUGCCGCCACAAUAUGUCUGUCAAGAUACUCUGACUACCGGCACCACUGGCAAGAUGUCAUGGUGGGCAGUGCACUUGGAUCAACAAUGGCCUGGUUUGUCUAUCACCAGUAUUUCCCUGUAUUGUCACACCAGCAGGCGCACCGGCCACUAGCCGUGCACACUAGCACUAUGUCCAGCAGUGGAUUCAGCCCGGAGCACAGAGUCAAACAUACCAGUAUCCAGACAUGACAUGGAGUGAGUUAAGAUUCAAUGCUAUCGAUGCUAUAUCCAUACGGUGCUGACUGGACGAAAGCUGCUCAAGACCGGCUCAGCUUCUGCUUCUGUUGUGGAGUGGAUUUUUCUUUUCCUGAACUAGGACUGACUGACUGGCUGUUGUCGUUGGAGUUAAUUCAGCGUCUACGUGCUGACACGCAGGUGUAGAGUUGAGAUGAGUGAGCUAGACAUGCUGGAGCUGUUGAUCAGCGUGACGAACCGGGGGAAUUCCCUGGCAGUGUGACCUACAGUACAGUACUAGAAAGUGGACAGGUGUAGUGAUGUGACUCACAUUUUCACUCAAUUCUUUGUCAAGCCAUAUUGUGGAAGCAUGGCAACUGCCGAAACGGAAUGCUUUGUACCAUAAGGACAAUAAUUAUAUUAUAUUUAUUUCACGAAAUACACACUACAAUUCAUUAAUUUGUUCUCGACGGUUAAAAAAAGUGGAUGCUGACAUGUACAGUACAGUAGAUAUUGGUUAUAACGUGCCCUUUUUGAUUUUUCACAUUUAUCACUAUAUUAAAACUAAAGGCCGAUUCACAAUACAACUGUUUGCGACGCGACAUGCGACACCUGUGAUGAGCUGCGACAGCAGCACGCGGUUCACAAUCUUUUUGGUGUUUGUGACAUCCGUAUGCACUAGCAAUACUAUGCACGUGCACCCACAGUAGAAACUGUACUCCAUUUGUGUACGUCGCGCUCAACUUCGCAAAGUUGAACUUUCUUCAACUUCUGCAACAGGUGCCUUGCGACUGUACUCAUACGCGCCAGCUCACGACAGGCAUUUACUUGUCGCAACUGUCGCAAAUCGCGUGUCGUGGCGCAAAAAGUUGUAUUGAUUUUCAACUGGGCGCGUCUUACACACACACAUUAUACACGUGUGGGUACUCAAUCGUGCUAAUGUAGCGUACUGAUACAUUGAUGCAUGCUGCUGCACCUUCUCCAGUCCAGAGUGAAGAACUUCUUGGCUGCUAAGCAUCAUCCAGGAAGCGUCA